AUGGAGUCUUGGGAUUUUUGGGUAGGUUUCUCGAUUUGGGCCGCUUCCGUCCGGACCGGGCGUGUGAGUGCUCGUUUCGGUGCUUUGUGUGCCCAGGCCAAGCUCGGAAACGUCAGCGAAGCUCGGUCUCUUCCAGUGGCUGAGGUACCGCAGGUGAAGAAGCCCAACUUGAUCAAGUCAAAGCAGAGCGGUUCGGAUCCCAAGGCGCAGAUCGGCCAGGUGACUUUGUCGGAUUGCUUGGCCUGCAGCGGCUGCGUCACAAGCGCCGAGACCGUUCUGCUGCAAGAGCAGAGCGGCGACGAGUUUCUGAAGCGUGCAGAGACUUCGCCGCUCACCGUCGUCUCCAUUUCCGCAGAGGCCCGCACCUCCAUUGCUGCCCACAAUGGCGAGGGGCCCCUGCUGACCCUGCGCCGGAUAGGAGAGGGACUGCGACGGCUGGGUGCCGACCUGGUCCUGGAGGCCUCGGCAGCCGAAGCUGUGGCACUUCUUGAAGGCCAGGCGGAGUUCACACAGCGCUUCCGCAGUGCUGUGGGAGGUAGCACUGGGAGCCGCAACGGCUCCAACGGGUUCAGCCGUUCGGGUGGGAAGUCUACAGCCGGCAAGCUGCCGCUGCUGACAUCCCACUGCCCAGGUUGGACGCUGUAUGCCGAGAAGGUCGUGGAUCCGGUGGUCUUGCCGCACCUGACGCCAGUACGACCUCCGCAGCACGUGCAGGGGCGCCUGGUGAAGACCGCUCUCCUGGAAGCCGUGAACCGUCGGCGCUUCUACCGCUGGUGGCGGGCACGGAGCCCCUUCUUCGCUGCGGGCUACUGGAUCCAGUCGCUUCUGAAGGAAGAAGAGCCUCCGGUCCUGCUGAAGCCCUCCGAUGUUUAUCACGUUUUUGUGCAGCCUUGUUACGAUCGGAAGAUCGAAGCCGCACGACCAUCUUUUGAAGUGCCCGGUGUCUCGGGCGUCAAGGAGGUGGACACAGUGCUGACGGCCUCUGAACUGCUGUCACUGCUUCGGAACGCCGGCGAUGGAUGCUGCGGGUCCUGCGGCGUCCAUGCCUGCGAGAAGACGGAGCUGUCGAAGAUCCCGCCGUGCCCGUUGCAAAGCGAGGUUUUGACAGAUGUCUUCCUCGGAAGCUUAGAGGCUAGAGUGUCGCCGCUCAUUUGUGCGGUGCGCAACAAUGCUGGGUCGGGCGGCUUCCUGGAACAUGUCUUCCGCGAGGCUGCUCGUGAACUGUUUCACUUGGACUUGCCUUCGGCACCCCUCGCUCUGCAGACAAAGCAGAACGAGGACAUGCGGGAGGUGAUAUUGCGAGAUCCACAAAGCCAGGAAGUUUUAUUACGCUUCACCGCCGCCUAUGGCUUUCGGAACAUCCAGAAUGUCAUCCGUCGCAUCACGAAGGGGAGCAGCGGGGAUGGCAAAGAUAUCGGCCACUUUGUGGAGAUCAUGGCAUGUCCUGGAGGCUGCCUCAACGGGGGUGGCCAGAUCGCACCGGAGAAGAAGCCUGUCGAGGAGGAUCCCGACACGAAAGCUUCUAGCCAAGUUGUGCGAAGGCAACGCCUCCAGAAUCUUGAGCAGACUCUGGCUGAGGGUGAUGGCACAGCCUAUGUGCACCCAUCAGAGCAUCCUCUAGUUCUCCCGAUCUAUCGCUACAUCGUUUCCCAGGCCUCAGGGUUUCCGGUCUCGACAGCUGAGCCAACAAGCUCAAGCCGGGUUCCUCGAGGGUCAGAGCUUCGGUGUUUUUUUCGGUUUAGAGCGGUCCGCCUGAAUCCCCGACCUGCUCACAAGUGCUUCGCUUAA
Symbiodinium sp. CCMP2456 is the source of this 1788-nucleotide messenger RNA. The record is from the annotation of a GenBank genome assembly. Lineage: Eukaryota; Dinophyceae; Suessiales; Symbiodiniaceae.